AUGAGGCUCAUGGAGGGUGCGCAGCCUGGAGACAGCCUGAUCCUCGCCUUUUGUGGCUUCGGCACGCAGCACCAGAAGGACGCGGAGGGCAAGGAGUGCGAGGCUUAUUUGGUGCCCUCGGACUACGCGGCGGACGUGCCCAAGGAGUGGUGGGCACAGGUGACGUCGAAGGAGCCGCAGCAGGGUGCAGCAGUGCGGGCCUCCGGGGCCUACCGGCUCAUCUCCAUGCUGGAGCUGAACCGCUACAUCACGCAGAUCCCCGCUGGUGCAACUCUCACCACGCUGCUGGACUGCUCCUACCCUUCCUUGCCGGGCGUGAGCCCCAGCUGCAACCCGCCCCCCACCUUCCCGAAGAUCACCCGCGGGCGUGUGGACUAUGAGAAGCUCUUCGACUUUGUGAGCCGGCCGAGGUUCUUGGAGCUGCCGCAGUUGCCGGUGCAGCACACGCCGCCGCAGAUCUGGCGGCCUCAGACCUUCCCCAGCUGCAAGCUGCACUGCUUCUGCGCCUGCAGGCUGCAGGAGUGGGAUGCGGAGCUGCCCCUCGAGGGGACGGUGCAGGGCACCUUUACCUGGGCCUUUGCCAAGGCCGGCCCGACGGUGGGACGGGGUCAGCUGAUCGCCGGGUGUUUCGCUCAUGGAUUCGCCCACUUGGAUGGAGAAGCCGGUGCCCAUGAGCCGAUGGUCUGGCAUCUUGGCACCGGCUGCAGCUGA
Effrenium voratum is the source of this 711-nucleotide messenger RNA. Lineage: Eukaryota; Dinophyceae; Suessiales; Symbiodiniaceae. The record is from the annotation of a GenBank genome assembly.